AUGCUAAAAAACACACUUGGGGGAGUUGUCACAAAGCUUGUGUCAAUGCUUAACUGGACUUACACAUCUGUCUUUGGUAAAACAGGAUCUAGUGAUUUACCAGAGUCACCAAAGAAAAAUGAUUUAAAACAGUUAUCUUCAGACUGUCUUGAAAAAGAUGCAGAUGAGAGCAUGUUUUCUGCAUCUUUAGCACCUCAUUUGCUUGGAUAUACACCACAAGCAGUGCGUAUUCGUCAGGAUCAUUUUAAAAAUGAGUCUAGUCAAGAAGGAUCAAGGAAGCAAGGGAUUUUAACAGAGUCUGCUGCGAUAAAAAAGCAAGAACCACAUAUAACAUUCAUUUCUUCAUAUAAUACAAAUGGUACUCAAAAAACACAAGAUCCUCUUCGUUCUACUAUGUGUACGAAUAAGGAGAAAUGCCUGGAAUACAAUAUAGGAAAAGUUAGUCCUAAUAAAGUUACUGAAUUUUCUGCAGAUCACACUAAUUAUGGGUUAAAAAAUGAUUCUAAGAAGCUACAAAGAAAGAACAAUUCUAUAAAUAAUCAUAUGGUAUUUGAUUGGACUCAAUGGCCAAGAAAUUCUUCUACAGGGAUUCUUACAGCUUGGCGUGAGAUUUGCCGACAGCAAGAAAUCACCUUAAAAAAUAGUAUUACAGAAUUACAGCUUUGUAAAAGCAAAUCAAUGUUUAUAAAAGAGAACACGCCAAUGAAAAAUUUAACUACAAAUCUAGAAACAAAAUUACUGAAUACAAAAAGUAAUGAUACAAAACUUAAUGAUUUCAAAAAAGAAAAAAGGAAUAUAAUUCAAAUACCAGAAAAACAUAAGAAUUUUCAUAAUAGGUUCAAUGCAUCAAAAAACAACGUUGUAUGUACUGCACACAAUUUACAAACAAAUAAUAUUGAGAAUUUAAAAUCUUCGAAGAGAAAAAAUAUAAAACCAAGAAAAAUAUCAGAAAGCUAUCGAAUGACAAAUUUUACUAGUAUACAAGAUAAGGAAAUAAACCAUAAACGAAAUAAAUCAUGUAAUUUUUUACAAAAAAGUAAAGAAAUGACUAUACAAAAAGAAAAUUCGAGCUCUCAGCCAGCUAACGUUAUAAAAGAAUAUAAAAAAACAUAUAUUAUGCAGGAGAAACCAGUAUUGAAUUAUAAUGUGCAGGAGAAUAGAAAUUCUGAAAACAUUAAUAACAAAAAUAUUAUAAAGUCAAAUGAAAAAUUAAAUACAUUACUGGAAAUAUCCAAUUCUCAAAAUAAUUCACUUUUUGUAAAUAGUCAACAUAAACGGAAAAGAUCAGGAUAUUUUUCAGCACUAGAAGAAGAUUUGGAAGAAAUAUUUGGUCCAUAUGAUGAUAUAGAUGAUGACAGAAUAGUUUCUAAAAGAAAAAAAUAUAAUGAAACAAAUGAUGUAGAUUUUAAAGGAUUAACUAAUAAUUUACAAAAACGUAGUGCAAACUAUCAACAACCAUACUUUCAACCACGAAUGCCGCUUUUAAAAGAAUCUAUAGAAACUAAUACGCCUGAAAUCCAGAAUUCUCAUAACAUAAAUAAUACAGAAAAAUCAAAUUUAUCUAUAUUUUCUUUGAAAACUAAACAAAUGUUUAGCGACAAAAACAAUGAUAUUAGUAAUUCUGAAUCGAAUUUGAAUACGCAAAACAAUAACAUUAUAAAUUUUACUGAAAAAAGCAAAGAUAAUAAAGAAUGCAAAAUAUCACAGUUUAACACAAACACCGACUUUUUAACAACGACAAAAAGUGACCAGAAUGACAAAAAAUUACUAGAAGCUAAUAAUUUGAUAAUAGCAGAAAAUCAAACACCUAUUAAUAUUACAAAUUCUUCUCAGCAUAAUUUAAAUGAUACUUCUGUUCCUUUUUCGUUUAAUCUUGAUAAAGAGAAUCCUUCAGUUGAAAAAGAAGCACAUAAACGUACUUCUAUCUCUUCAAACCAACAAUUUACUUUCAAUACAAGCCCACAAAAAAACGAAGACUCUUUAAAUGAAAAAAAGGUUGAGCCGAUAAUCACGUCAUCUUUUGAGUCCUUCAUUACCGAUACAAAUAACACAAAGCUCCAAAACACUGCACCUUUGGAGCAUAAAGUGCCAGUUUUUACAUUUAAUACUAACAUUAACAAAGCGUCAGAUGUUUCACAAAUUGAUAAUGUUAAACAAACAAAUAAUUUAGAGAAAAAAACACAUACUUUUUCUCUAAAUACGAACACUUUUCAGCAAUCACAUGAUCUUACAAAAAAUCAUGCCUCAAUUCCCAUUAAGUCUGCAGCAGAUACAGUUAUGGAAAUGGAUUCUUCUCCUGAAAAAAAAGAGACAGAAUCACAAUCUAAAUUGACUAACUUUAAUUUUACAACUCCUGUGCCAGAUACAAAGAAUAUAUUGUUUGAAUUUAAAAAUAAUCAAUUAGAUUCUUUUAAUAAAAAAGAUUCUAAGGCAGACGAGUCUUUAAAAUUAAAUUCUAAUAAAGAUGCUUUUAAACAGGAAACUUCAAACAGUUUUACUUCUGUAUUAAAAAGUCCAAAAAUAGUUACUAAUACUUCAGAGAUUUUUGUUGAAAAAUCAUCACAACCAGAAGUACAAAAUGAUGAACAAAAGACUUUACAAUCUAAUAAAGAUAAUGUAAAAAAAGUAUCAUCAGAGCAAUCGUUUUCAAUAGACAAAUCUUCAGAACUUUCUAAUCUAAAAAAUGUGCCAUUUUCAUUCAAACCAUCAACUACAGAAGACAAUAAAUCACAAACUUCAUCGUUUUCUUUUUUUGAAUCAACUAAUAAUUUUACUUCUCAAGAAAAACAAUCUGCUCAAACUAAUACAACUAGUGGGGAACAGAAAGAUGUAUCUUCCAGUAACAAACAUGAAUUUAAUUUCACUAAACUGAAUCAAUCGAAAUCAACAUCUUUAGAAUCGAACCAAACAUCAGCAGUACCUUUUGCAUUUGGACAGAAUACUCCACCAGUAAAUACUGCAUCUAAUGUUACUACAACACCCAUCUUUUCUUUUGGAACAAUGAAUCAGCCUAAACAAGAGUUUUCAUUUGGCCAAUCAACACCUAAUACUUUUUCAUUUCAGACAACGUCAAAUAAUCCUCCUGUUUUUCAAUUUGGCGGAAAUGAGAAUAAGACAAAUACUCAUGAAUUUACGUUUAAUCUAAAUAAUCCGACAUCAUCUGGAUCAUUAGCUUCACCUUCAUCACCUUUUGUAUUCGGACAGUCUAUAACUAACUCUUUGAGUCAGCAAACAGCGCCAUCUUUCAACUUUGGAGUAAAUACGCCUACACUCAAUACAUAUUCUCAAUUUCAACCACAGACGCAAACACCAAAUACAUCUUUUUCAUUUGGCACUCACCAAAACACUGUAUCACAAGAGUCUGGUGUAUCUAGUCCAAAUCCCUUUGCAUUUACAUUUAACACGCCACAAAGCUCUAUUUCUGGACGUAAAAUCGCCGCCCCAAAAAGUAGGCUACGGCGUAGAUAA
This is a messenger RNA of Pneumocystis jirovecii RU7, 3468 nucleotides long. RefSeq lists its product as uncharacterized. Lineage: Eukaryota; Fungi; Ascomycota; Pneumocystomycetes; Pneumocystales; Pneumocystaceae. The coding region runs from base 1 to 3468 and encodes 1155 amino acids. The transcript is spliced from 5 exons. The record is from RefSeq and is a predicted model, not a curated record.